AUGAAUUCCGUCGAAGAAUCUGAUGUUGGUAUACUUUGUUAUAUCUCGCAGCUUCCUGGCUUCCGUGGAAUUCUCAAGCAAAGAUAUUCCGAUUUUAUUGUAAAUGAAGUGGGUUUGGAUGGAAAUGUUGUGCAUUUAACCUCAUUAGAGGUUCCAGCAGAGAUUUCUGAGGAAAAGGAAGAAAAGACUACUGUUCAAUCUAAUAACAAUUAUGCCACCGAGAUGGAAUCUUUUCUAGCUCUUGCUGGUGACUCUGAUGCGGAGAAGCUGAAAAGUUUUGUAAUUCAAAUUGCUUCUCAUGUAAGCGAUGAAGACAUGUCCAUUGUUCUCUCUCCGAGCUCUGAUAAAGCCCAUCGAACGGCAAUUCAUAACUUUUUCAAGCAGAAAUUGAAUUUCCUUGUUACUGACACAGUAGAUGGACCUGAUAGUUCAUCAAAAUGCAUUCGGGUGAGGUUGAAUGCAAGAGGAAAUAAUGGCAAGGGGAGGCUCAACACCAAGAAAAGGAAAGAUCGAGGUGAUAAGGCCUAUGAUAGUAGAGGUUCAGAUAGUUGGCCAGAACAUAUUGGAAAAUUCCUUAGGUUUCAUCUCUACAAGGAGAAUAAGGAUACACAGGAGACAUUAGGCCUACUUGGAAAGAUGCUUGGGGUUCAGCCCAGAUCGUUUGGGUUUGCUGGCACGAAAGAUAAGCGCUCUGUAUCGACUCAAAGGGUAACUGUUUUCAAGCAGCGGGCAAGUAGAUUAGCUGCGCUUAAUGAAAGGUUAAUUGGUAUUAAAGUCGGAGACUUUUGCUAUGUUAAUGAUGGACUUGUUCUUGGGCAGCUCCAAGGAAACCGAUUCACUGUUACAUUAAGGGGAAUCAUAGCUGAAAGUGAAGAUAUUAUAAGAGCUUCCACUACUGCCUUGGGAAAGCAUGGAUUUAUUAAUUACUUUGGCUUGCAGAGGUUUGGAAGCAGUUCUGUACCAACUCAUCUUGUUGGAGCAACUUUACUUCGUGGGGAUUGGAAAGCUGCGGUCGGCAUGAUUCUAGAUCCAAGAGAAGGAGAAAAAGAUGCCACAAGGAAGAUGAGGGAAUAUUACAAGGAGAGUGGAGACAUAGAGGGGACCCUAAGACAGUUACCUCGACAUCUGGUUGCAGAACGUGCUAUUCUCCAGUGUCUAAAAAGGAAUCCUGGAAAUUACUUACAAGCUUUGAUGGGUAUACCGAGGACGCUAAGAAUGAUGUUCAUACAUAGUUAUCAGAGCUACUUGUGGAACCAUGCCGCAAGCACGAGAGUACAAAAGUACGGUUUUAACCAGGUUAUCUUGGGUGAUUUGGUAUACUGCAAAGAACAAGAUACUAAGAAUGAAACAAGAUCUGUGAAACUGGAAUUUGAAGAUGGUAGUAGCAAUGAGGUCGACAUUAAUGGUCAUUUUGAUGAUAUAUCUGCAUUAAAUGAGGAUGAUAUAGUUGCUGGAAAUUAUACAGUUGAUGAUAUUGUACUUCCUUUGCCUGGGUCAAGGGUUAUUUAUCCACUGAAUGAUAUUGGGAAAGUUUAUCUGGACUUGGCAAAGAAGGAUGAUAUCAGCUUGACGGAGAGUGCACACAAUACAAAGGAGUUCUCGAUAACCAAUAUGACAGGAUCCUACAGGCGGUUAUUUCAAAAGCCUAAAGAUUUUGAAUGGGAAUUAGUCAAAUACACUGAUAGAGAUAUGCCAUUGGCAAAAACAGAUUGGGACAUUAUUGCUAAUUCAAGGCCAGCAACACUGGGCUGCGAUAAAAAGUCGGCUGCAAUGAUUCAACUUGAUUCAUUGCCCAAAUUGGAUAAGUUUGAAGAUGCUACUGAGGCUUCAAUAGAAAACGAGGGUACAGAAAAUGAGACAGGAGGGCUAAAACUGGAGGAAACUAUAAAUGGCCCCACAUCACAGGAGAACCAAACGGCUCUCAAGUUGAGCUUUACCCUGCCAGCUUCUAGCUAUGCAACUAUGGCCAUAAGGGAGCUGCUAAAAACAUCUACCUCUGUUGCAUUUCACAAGGCAUUAAACCUGUGA
Fraxinus pennsylvanica is the source of this 2028-nucleotide messenger RNA. The record is from the annotation of a GenBank genome assembly. NCBI's taxonomy places the organism in Eukaryota, Viridiplantae, Streptophyta, Magnoliopsida, Lamiales, Oleaceae.